This is a messenger RNA of Myotis daubentonii (Daubenton's bat), 2823 nucleotides long. It is a transcript of the gene DHX32, whose product is annotated as DEAH-box helicase 32 (putative). Lineage: Eukaryota; Metazoa; Chordata; Mammalia; Chiroptera; Vespertilionidae. Gene Ontology annotation, cellular component: intracellular anatomical structure; spliceosomal complex. Gene Ontology annotation, molecular function: RNA binding; helicase activity. The record is from RefSeq and is a predicted model, not a curated record.
GGCCCCCACGUGUCUUCAUGACGACACGGCCCAGUGUCGGCUACUGUCGUUUGCAUCAUGACGUGACGUGAGCCAAAAGCCAGGCAGCAGAAAUUAAGUUCCCUGGUGCAUCCCCACCCCGGCGGACCAGCAGGGAUGCUGCGUGGGAUUAGUGUGCCGCUAGUCAGGGCGGGAGCAGGGCCAUGUCCGUGGCCUCAGUUGCGUGGAUUUUAAAGCUGAGACGCGUGCUGUUUGCCUGCGGGCUUCAGGGUGUGACUGUCAGGUCUGCAUGCCCAGCAGCCAGGAUGCCUGGAUGGCUUGUUGGUAAAGCUGUGGGGCAUCGUGUCUGUGGGGGGCCGGGGCCUCCGGCUGCUCCAGCUGUGGACUCCGUGACUGGUGCUGAGUGGGGAGGGAGGGGCCUUGGCACGGGCCCCAGGCGGCUGGUGGGAGGCGGCGGGCGUCCUGGAGACUUGCGGGAGGAAGCGUGGCUUAGGGCGCAGGUGUGCCCAGUACACAUGUCGCAGUCCCGGGGUCAGAGGUCCAUGGACGGGGCGAGGACCUGCAGAGCGGACGGGAACGGCCUCCUGUGCGUGUCCCCCGGGGGCAGCGCUGAGCUGUACAGGACAUCGCGGCCACUGCUGCUGGGUUCUGGUCUGGACCGAGCCCACCCGAGGACCGGGUCCGACCCUCCGCAAUCCAGCAGCCCAGCACCGUGCCUGUCGCCUGGGGUGCCGCAGUGGUGUGCCGAGUACUGCCUCUCCGUCCACUACCAGCACGGGGGCGUGGUGUGCACGCAGGCGCACAAGCAGCCCGCCGUCCAGCUCGCCCUGCGCGUGGCGGACGAAAUGGAUGUCAACAUUGGCCACGAGGUCGGCUACGUGAUCCCGUUUGAGAACUGCUGCACCAGCGAGACGAUCCUGAGGUACUGCACUGAUGACAUGCUGCAGCGGGAGAUGAUGUCCAGCCCCUUCCUGGCCAGCUACGGCGUCAUCGUCCUGGACGACAUCCAGGAGAGAAGCAUUGCCACCGACGUGCUGCUCGGGCUUCUCAAAGGCGUCUUGCUGGCGAGGCCGGAGCUGAAGCUCGUCAUUAACACCCCGCCCCUGCUGCUCAGCAAGCUCAGCGCUCACUACGGGGACGUGCCGCUCGUGGAGGUGCCGAGCAGGCGCCCCGUGGAGGUGGUGCACCGCAGCGGGGCUCCGGAGGCGGCUCUGGAGUCUGUUUUGCGCCUCAUCCUGGAAAUUCACCACUCGGGCGAGAAGGGCGACAUUGUCGUCUUCCUGGCCUGUGAACAAGAUAUUGAAAAAGCCUACGAAACCGUCUGUCGAGAAGGCUGUCACCCUGACGCAGACCAUGGCGAGCUGGUGGUGGUGCCUUUGUACCCGAGAGAGAAGUGUGCGCUGUUCAAGCCAAACGACGAGACGGAGAGAAGCUGCCCAGCCCCUCAGCGGCGAGUGGUGCUGACCGCCAGCCCCGGGGAGGCGCUGAUCGGGAGCAGCUCGGUCCGCUUUGUCAUCGACGUGGGUGUGGAGAGGAGGAAGGUGUACAACCCGCGCAUCCGGGCGAGCUCGCGGGUCAGGCAGCCCAUCAGCCAAAGCCAAGCGGAGGCGCGCAAGCAGAUCCUCAGCUCGUCAGGAAAGCUGUUCUGUCUGUACUCGGAGGAGUUUGCCUCCAAGGACAUGCGGCCGCUGAAGCCGGCGGAAGUGCAGGUGGCCAACCUGACGAGCAUGGUGCUCUUCAUGAAGCGCAUCGCCAUCGCGGGCCUGGGCCACUGCGACCUCCUCAACACACCAGCCCCCGAGAGCCUGAUGCAGGCCCUGGAGGACCUGGACUACCUCGCGGCGCUGGACAACGACGGGAACCUGUCGGAGUUUGGCAUCAUCAUGUCCGAGUUCCCCCUGGACCCACAACUCUCCAAGUCGAUCCUCGCGUCCUGCGAGUUUGACUGUGUAGACGAGAUGCUGACCAUCACUGCCAUGGUAACAGCUCCCAGCUGCUUCUCACAUCUGCCGCGUGGAGCGGAGGAGGCUGCCCUGACUUGUUGGAAGACAUUUCUACAUCCCGAAGGCGAUCACUUUACCCUCAUCAACGUUUACAAGGCCUACCAGGACGCAGCUCUGAGCUCCGCCAGCGAGCACUGCGUGGAGAAGUGGUGCCACGAGCGCUUCCUGAACUGCGCCGCCCUGAGGAUGGCAGGUGCCAUCCGUGCCGAGCUCGUGGACAUCGUCCGGCGGAUCGAGCUGCCCUACGCAGAGCCCGCGUUCGGCUCCCAGGAGAACACGCUGAACAUCAAGAAGGCCCUGCUGUCCGGCUUCUUCAUGCAGAUCGCCCGGGACGUGGAUGGGUCCGGCAACUACCUGAUGCUGACGCACAAGCAGGUGGCGCAGCUGCACCCGCUGUCCAGCUACUCGCUGGGCAGGAAGACGCCUGAGUGGGUCCUCUUCCACAAGUUCAGCAUCUGCGAGAACAACUACAUCAGGAUCACGUCCGAGACCUCCCCGGAGCUGUUUGUGCAGCUGGCGCCCCAGUACUACUUCAGCAACCUGCCCCCCAGCGAGAGCAAGGACAUCCUGCAGCAAGCCAUGGACCGCCUGGCCCCCGCCCCCGCCCCGAGAGGGGAGCAGACGCCCUGCGAGAAGUGCCCUGAAACUACUGAACAAAGGUGCGCCCUGCAGUGACGCCCCAGAAGCUCCGAGAGCGCCGCGCCCUGAACGCCCAGUCGGCCUGCGGGGCCGGCGCCGGCCAGUGACUCAUGGGAGGACAGCCUCUGAGCCGCACAGGAGUCUUGAAACAAACUCAUACUUUGUAUAUUAUUUAAAAAUAAAACAUAGACGUUUUUAUUGA